Drosophila albomicans is the source of this 4955-nucleotide messenger RNA. RefSeq lists its product as uncharacterized. The transcript is spliced from 8 exons. Gene Ontology annotation, cellular component: actomyosin contractile ring. Gene Ontology annotation, biological process: mitotic cytokinesis; septin ring organization; actomyosin contractile ring assembly. The record is from RefSeq and is a predicted model, not a curated record. Lineage: Eukaryota; Metazoa; Arthropoda; Insecta; Diptera; Drosophilidae. The coding region runs from base 255 to 4955 and encodes 1566 amino acids.
AAACAGUUCGAUGUGGUUUUGUGACACUGUGCAAGCAAGCCAGUAUAACAACCCUGUUACAGCUGAGCGCUGAUAACGGCGAAGAAGCGGCACAAAAGGGAAUGCGUGAAUUCAAAUGCAGCCAGCGUCGCGUCGCUUUUCAUUUGAGAUUUUCUAUGUGGAGCAUAAAAAGAGAGAAUUAGAAAACGUGCAACGUGUUAAUGGAAAGUGAAGCAACAAUCGAUUGCAUUAAUUGCGUGAACUAAUUCGAUUUGAUGGCCACUACUUUUGCAGGUUCAAAGUACCCCAAGCUUGUCGACUUCGACGAAUACGAGGAGCAGAAGAAGGUAGAGGAAGAUGAUGGUGAUGAUGAUGAAGAGGAGGAGGAGGAGGAAGAUGAGGAUUCGGGCUCGACCAGCUCUUUCAGCCUACAGGAUUGCCUAAACGAGUUUCGAACGCGACGCAUCAGACGCGUCUCGACGCACAGUCGCGAUGCUGCGGGGGGCGGAGAGGAGCGACAGACGGCAGCUAGCGUCGUUGCUGCCGAUGCACAUCUAAUCAACCAGAAUCUAUGCAACAAGGCGCAGGAGCGUCGUGGCAAGCCAUGCAAGAACGGUUUCUGCUACUGCUUCACCAGCGACAGCGGCGACUGCGGCUCGACGGUGGCGCCACGUGAGUGGCACGUGCGGCAACAUAAGCGCAGCAGGCGUGCCGACGCUAAUAAGCUUUCCACUGCACAACAAUCGAAUCAAAACAAUUUCAACCCUCAACCAAGCCAGCGAAAUCCUCAAACUCAACUACGUCGUCAGUCCGAGAAUAGAAAACAGAAUGCUGCUGGAGUUGCUGUGGCCAGUCACAAAUCGGUGGAUAGCAGACCAUUAACCGCAGUCAGCAGUUUGCACGCUGUGGGCGACGAUGCGCCACUUAUUCACAUCAUUCAAGAGCUGCGCGACAAUUGUGUCAUCUCGGAAGUGCGGGUCAACAAACAGAAACUGCCCAAUUCAACCCAAAUAUCACCAGCAUCGACAACAACCACAUCAUCAUCGGUAGCUACAUCGAAGCUCAAAAAAAUGCCGAAACCCGAACGCAUUGAGUACAAAGCAACAGCUCCGCCACUUUCCAACAUUAGCGAGCAAGAGACACCAUUGGAUGAGGACAAGGAGUGCGAUGACUUCCUAACAGAAGCAACCAGCUUGGCGGGCGAGAGUUUCCAUUCCUCGCGACGCAAAUGCAGACGCAGUUCCAGUGGCGGAGGUCGAUUGCUGCAAAAACGUCUUUCCAAUGGCGGACAGGUGAAUUUCAAGCCUCGCGAUGUGGAGCAACCGCCGCCAAAGCCGCCACGCCGCAGCAACCAGAGUCUCGAUGGUAAAAUGUCAUUAUCAUCGUUGACCUCUACAACGCCAUCUGUGCGAGAUGCCGAGCGGGUCUUGGAUGAGUUUCUGCGCAAGCACGGUGUUCAGGUACCUAGCUCCAAAGUGGACAAAGCUGCCAAGACGAAGAGCAAUCGCAAAUCGUAUCCAUUGGCCGCAAUGGAGAAACCCGUGCAUCAGGCCAAAUUGGCAACUUGCCCUUCGUUGAGCGACAUUGAACGCGUUGUGGAAUCGAAGCGUGGAGCUCACUAUGCCAAGAACAUUCACAUGGCCAGCAACAACAGCAGCAGCAACAGGAAUAAGAGCACAGUGUCCGACAAGCCCAUGAAGGAGAUUAUGCUAGGCUGGACAGAGCCCAAAAUCAAUGAUAUGCUUAACUACGAUGCCGCCAAGCAGACGCAAUUCAAGACACACGCUCCAGAGCCAGCGCCUCAGGUUGCCCACAACAUUGGCUGGCAGGUUCCUCAAUCCGUACCUGUGGUGCCAAAGAUCUCCCUUGAUACGGUGGAUGGUGUCAGCGAUAAUCUGGAAAGCAAUAUGCAGCACAAGCAUACGCCGAUUAAAUAUGCCAAACAGAGCAGCCAGAAAUUCAUUUGGGGCGAACAGUGGCGCAAUCUUUCGCCAUGGAAUGGCAACAAGCAGCGUCCCAGCGGGCUGCGCAACAAAUCGAAAAAGUUUCUCAACAACUCCAAGAACAAAAUAUUGCGUUUUGUGUCGCCCAAGAAAUCGAAUCAGCCUCCCAGAUUGUGCACUGUUGGUGUGCAAACAUCCACAUCUCAAUUGCAGCUGGAUUUGCAAUCUCAAUCACCGCCAGGCAGUUAUCAUUCGCCAGUUCAGUCGACGCCAUCGGCAACAAUCACCACGCCAUCCAUGGAACAGCAGCAACCACAGUACAAAGACAGUUCGGAGCAGGCGUAUUUUGAUUUCCAGCGCAAAGUGAAGCCGCCAACGCCUCCCAAGAAAGUGCCUCGUGGCCAGCGCCGCAAGCUGAACUUUCAAGGCGAGAGCAACGCAGCACCAGCAACAUAUUAUCGUUCGUAUCAGAAGGACAUUGAUCAGGAUGUGACCAUCACCAAAAUGGGGUAUUUGCUGAGCAGCAUACGCGCCAAGCUGGAAGCGAGUGAUGAGAACGCAACACGCACAUUUCAGGAGAGUUCCCGAUUUGCGCCCUUAGAGCAACGACAACGCACACAAGGCGGAUUCGACUGCGUCGAUGGACCAAUAACUAGAACAAAACGUUCGGUGGUAAGCCGUCAUCAGCCUCAAGUUCAUGAAAGAGAACCCAUUUACUCCGAGAUAGAGGAGGACUGUAUGCACAUUAGCGGCAGCCCGCAGUUUGAUGUCAGAAAUGCUGCGCUGCUAAAGCAGACUGAGCUACCCACAUCCUCAUCGUCGGCAGCUGCCGACACAUCAGCAGCUACACCUUUAAGUACACCUGGUCCAACACCAACCAAAUCGUCAUUAGCAUCAGCCACGGGUACAGUUAGUGACAUAACACCACGUCCAAAGCCAUUCCCAGAAUCCCCAGUGCAGGAUUUCAGUGCACUCUAUGCCACAGUGCAAAAAUCUAACAAGUCAUCACCAAGAUCUGUUGAUGUCAAGGUUGCAGUGCAACCACGACCACUGGGACAAUUUCUUCAGGAAUCCCUGAUGAAUGGCAGCUUCUUCCAGUUUAUGCCCUUGCCAGAUGAGCCUGCCAGCGAUACUUCCUACACAGUCUCCACCUUAAGAUCACGGAAUCUAGUCUCAGAGCAACCGACACUGCCGAUGCAUCAUUCAUUGAAUAACAUUAACGAACAGCACUCGCCUCCAAAAAAGAAUCGGAAUCUCUCGAAAUCGGAGCUAUCGCUGCAACGCAGUGAGAUUUUCUUGGAGAAUCUUUGUCGCAGCGAGAUAGUGCUGGACCACGACGACAACAUGCGACUGGAGAAGGUGCCAAAUACAAGUCUCAAAGCUCAAAGUGCUCCCGUUGUGGAUGACGAUACUGUCUCCUACGAUAUGCCCAACGAAGUGUAUGAUCACUAUGUGAUUGAGGACGCCAAUAGCAGUGGACAGAGUCAAUAUGGAUCGGUGCAGUUGGAGCCGCCGCCACCCUCAUCGGAUAACCAGAGUACGCCAAAGAAGCAAAGUCAACACUUUACGACUAAGCCCACGCGCAUACUCAACAUCGAUAUAAACGAUGGUCCAACUGCGACGGUGCACAAACAAAACGUUGCCAGUGUCAGCUGUCCAACCACACCUCAGCAGCCGGACAACAGGAAGUCUCAAAAUGUCAUGCAUGGUCACAGUCUUGUCGAGCUUACGCAGACGUUGCCCAGCGAGAGCAAUCUGUUGUCAAUGAGCACCUUGACACGCUAUCGCCUGUUGAAGGAUGCCGUGCGUCGUUCGUAUCGCAAGGGCAAAGACUUUUUGCUAGCCGAGAAGCAGCGACUGACGCACAGUCUGAAUAUGUCACGUGAUCAGACGAAUCAAACUGAAGGCGAUAUCGAUAGCAGCAACUAUUAUAGCGCCAUCAAUCUAGACUCGUUGCUCAACGAAUCGUUGUCCACAAAUGAACAGCUGGCACAGGCUGUUAGCAUUUGCCGACAGUUGCCCGAGUUGGAGAUCUCUUCGGAAAUGGUGGAAGCCGAACGUUUGUUGCUCUUCACUACGCUGCGAAAACAGACAGCACAGCCAAUCGUGGGCAACGAAGCGACGUCAACAGCGAGAAGAGAAUCGCAGUGCUUUCUUAUCGAUGCACUGCACUUGCCCAUCAAGGCGGAUGUUAAUCAGGAUGUGUUCUUCAACUACUACUACAUCUGCACGGUGGAAAGCGAAGGACGCAUACGAUCGACACAGUCGAUAGAGUGUCACAAUGGGGCUGCCAUCUUUCGUGAUUGCGGUCUUGAGUUCUACAGCGAUGGAGCAGCUGAAGAGCUGGAGUUGCGUUGUCAAAUAUUUAUGCUGCGUCUGCGCAAGGUGUCCACGUUGUCUUUGGAGCCACCAAAGGCAUUGCUAAAACGCGGCAGUGGAAGUCUUGGCUCCGCUUCUUCCAGCAGUUCAUCACAAAGUGAGCAGAUUGUUUCACGCUUUCGCUUGCACGCCUCGUUUACUCUGAAGGCCAGUGACUUGGUACCCUAUGAACUGGUGAUGGCUGGCGAAACACAGGCCAGCGACAGGAUUUGGCUGCGCACUUCUCGCACCUGGCAAUUACCACUGACAUCACACACGAAAUCCUCGAAUCUAAUGCCACAAAUUGCGUUAAGUGGCCGCGUUGAACUGCGCCUGCCCAAGUCACAGCACUCGGGUUAUCUCAAUGUGCAGGACACCAAACACAACUGGAAUCGACGCUGGUGCACACUGAAUGGACUGCGUCUCUCAGUUUGGCAGCACGAGCAGAAUCUGUGUGAUGAACCGCCUUUGCUUCAGUUGCAGCUUGAAGUAAGUCUGCAGUCGGAGUUGGAUGUCGCUCCUCGUGAGCUGUGUGCACGUGCGCGCAGUUUUCAGCUGCUGUGUUCCAACACUGAGGCAUUCUUUGCGGCAGACACACAGCCAGAGCUAGUCGAGUGGCUGCAGCAAUUGAAUGAGGCGCUGACUUUUGCCAGACGUUGGCUGAAGCAGGGUUAG